AUGCCAAGAAGGAUGAUCCUAAGGAUUUGCUGUCCAGUUUGAACUUAGAUUUUAGCGACGAUGAGAGCCGUCCAGCAGCUUCAGACGGAGAUAACAGCUCUGGAAGCCAAAACAGUGGUAGCGGAAGUGAGACAGAUGAUAGAAGGCAGAAAAAACAUAAAUCCAAGAAUAGUUCACAUGACAAGCCGCAACGAAUGUCUGCCAAAGCAGCGAUGGAGCAGAUGCAAGUCAUACAAAGCGAAUCACAACGCAUGGCCCGAGAAGCGGCUAUUUCAGUCCCCUAUCACCGUCCUAAGCAGCAUACGCUUCAAGAAUUCCUAAGCCGUAGAACAAUACUAAAACCAGUGGUGAGCAAAACAUCCGCAGCAAAUGUGUCAAUGGGACGUAGAAAAGCUGCCGCGGCCAUAAAAAUGACCCCAGAACAGUUGGCAGCCUAUGCAAAACAACUGGAAGAACGUGAGAAGGAAGCAUUGGAGUUCUUCAAAAGCGAAAGCGAUGAAGAUACGAACGAACAAGAGAAACCCGAAAAGGGCGAACAACCUGAUGUCGAAAUGAAACCCGCAGAAGAAGGAACACCCAUUGACAAAGCGAUGGUACCUGCCAGCUCUGAAGGAAACAAGCAUGAUACAAAUGAUCCCGUUUCAACCGAAGGUGAUGUGAUUGUGAAUGCAUCAAAUGGUGAUGAACCAGCUUCGGUGGCAAUCGCGCCAAUGGAUACUGAACUAGUCGAAAGCCUUCGAGUAUCAGAUACGGAGGACGACGCUUUGGACGCUCUCGUCAAUAAAACAAGCGAAAACGUGGAAUCGCUUUUGGCUUCUCAAGUGGAGCCUGAAAACAUACAAGCACCGGCAGACAAUGAACCUGUUGCUGGACCAAGCAAUCAAAAGCCGGUAAUUGAUUACGACCCGUUCCCGGAACCAACGCCUUCUAAACUGGCACAGAUAAAGGCAGAACUUUUGAUGGAAGGUUCGUUCAAGGCAUGUCCAGCACUUACAGGCGAUCCGGACAUGAUGAUUGAUUUGGACACGGGAGACGUCUUGCCAAAAACGCCUUCAGGACCUGAAUUGCUUCUUCAACGCUUUGUGAAAUGCAGUGGGAAAAAGGCACACAAAGCUACCAGUGUGGACAUUCUCAGCACCGACAAAGGAGUGGUGGAAAUGAAUACGGUAAAGCUGGAUCUGGAGCAAGAAGAGCGCGAUCCAAAUGGAAAAAGAGCCAGUUCCGGGUGCAGCUUACAUGAAACUUAA
Aedes aegypti (yellow fever mosquito) is the source of this 1247-nucleotide messenger RNA. RefSeq names its product claspin-like. The transcript is spliced from 3 exons. The coding region runs from base 195 to 1247 and encodes 350 amino acids. NCBI's taxonomy places the organism in Eukaryota, Metazoa, Arthropoda, Insecta, Diptera, Culicidae. Gene Ontology annotation, biological process: activation of protein kinase activity; mitotic DNA replication checkpoint signaling; mitotic G2 DNA damage checkpoint signaling. Gene Ontology annotation, molecular function: anaphase-promoting complex binding. The record is from RefSeq and is a predicted model, not a curated record.